UACCGGCCGAGUUGAUACGUCAUGAUUUGCAGAAAGUGACAUUAGCGUAUAAAUCUGAAAACAAAGCCGAUUAUUUUGCAGUUUAACGGUUAAAUAAACACAGAAACUAAGUUAGUAUGGAUCGUUUAUUAAGAUUGGGAGGCGGAAUGCCCGGUUUAAGUCAAGCACCUGCCCCAAAUGAUGCCCCUGUGGUGGAUACGGCUGAACAAGUGUAUAUUUCAUCCCUCGCGCUUCUAAAAAUGUUAAAACACGGCCGCGCCGGCGUCCCAAUGGAAGUUAUGGGCCUUAUGUUAGGUGAAUUCGUCGACGAUUACACAGUGAGGGUUAUAGAUGUGUUCGCUAUGCCGCAAACCGGUACCGGCGUCAGUGUGGAGGCCGUAGAUCCCGUUUUUCAGGCAAAAAUGCUGGAUAUGUUGAGACAAACCGGAAGGCCUGAAAUGGUCGUCGGUUGGUACCACUCUCAUCCCGGGUUCGGUUGUUGGUUGUCAGGGGUCGAUAUUAACACGCAACAAUCAUUUGAGGCUCUCUCUGAAAGGGCUGUGGCUGUCGUAGUCGAUCCCAUUCAGUCUGUUAAAGGGAAGGUUGUGAUUGACGCUUUUAGGCUGAUAAAUCCUAAUAUGAUGGUCUUGGGGCAGGAACCCAGACAGACCACAUCGAAUUUGGGGCACUUACAGAAACCUUCUGUGCAAGCCUUGAUUCAUGGAUUAAAUAGGCAUUACUACUCCAUAAGUAUUAACUACAGAAAGAAUGAGUUGGAGCAAAAAAUGCUGUUGAAUCUCCAUAAAAAAUCCUGGAUGGAUGGUUUAACUUUAGCUGACUACUCAGAGAACUGCAGUGUAAAUGAGAAAACAGUCGCUGAUAUGCUGGAAUUAGCUAAAAACUACAAUAAGGCUCUUGAAGAGGAAGAAAAAAUGACGCCAGAACAACUCGCGAUUAAAAAUGUGGGUAAACAAGAUCCCAAGAGGCAUUUAGAAGAGAAAGUCGAUGUACUUAUGACAAACAAUAUUGUACAAUGUCUGGGGGCUAUGCUUGAUACUGUGGUUUUUAAAUAAACUCAUUUUAUAUUAUUUUAUAUUCAUAUUUAAACCCUAAUUUGUAAUAUUUAUGUUUAUU
Molecule: messenger RNA, 1113 nt
Organism: Brassicogethes aeneus
Lineage: Eukaryota; Metazoa; Arthropoda; Insecta; Coleoptera; Nitidulidae
Source: the annotation of a GenBank genome assembly